This is a messenger RNA of Daphnia magna, 2044 nucleotides long. RefSeq names its product major facilitator superfamily domain-containing protein 8. The record is from RefSeq and is a predicted model, not a curated record. Gene Ontology annotation, biological process: transmembrane transport. The transcript is spliced from 9 exons. Gene Ontology annotation, cellular component: lysosomal membrane. Lineage: Eukaryota; Metazoa; Arthropoda; Branchiopoda; Diplostraca; Daphniidae. Gene Ontology annotation, molecular function: transmembrane transporter activity. The coding region runs from base 158 to 1897 and encodes 579 amino acids.
CGGCGCAUCAGUUGACUGUGGACACUGACUCGAUCUAGUUCACUAGUUCUCAGCUUUUCUGUAGUGAUUCAAUUACUCGUAUAACAUUCAAUUGUGCUAAUUAAAAAUAAAUAAAUAAAAAGAAAAGAAAUAGCCAAGUGUGUUCAGUUGGAUAAAGAUGUUUAAACGGAACAAAAGUUACAAGCUCGAAUCGAUUUACGAUCCGAAAAAUGCCAUUACGCAGAACUCGACCAAAGUUCAAAACGAAAACGGUGAUGAAAAAUCGCCGGAGGCAUUCACCGGUAGCGACGGUGUCAUCGACUACGCCAAAAUGACGGAACGACCGGCUGUUCGUCGGCGUCGUUUCUUCAGUUUGGGCGUCGUCAGUUUCACGGCCUUCAUUUUCAAUCUGUCGUUCUCCAUCAUCUUGACGAGCGCCAAACCUUAUCUGGACAAGAUGGAUCCUACAGCCGGGACAGAUUUCCUCGGUCUGUUUAUCGCUGCCCAGCCUUUGGCGCAGCUCAUUUUCAGUCCAAUCAUGGGCUAUCUGGGCAAUAAAUUGGGCUCCGUUCGCAUCUUGUCCAUGAUCUCCAUGUCUUUUCUCGCCCUCGGUUUCGCCCUCUACGCUUGUGUGGCCGCUCUUCCAGAGCCGAGGCGGUGGUACCUGUUCGCCGCACGUUUCCUCAUCGGAGCCGCUGGGGGUUCGAUCACGCUCUGCUUCAGUUACAUCGCAACAGCCACCACAACCAAAGAGCGAACGACGGCCGUUUCUCUCUUCCAGAUGGCCCAGUCUUCUGCUUUCGUUGUAGGCCCAGCUAUUCAGGCUGCAUUCGCUCCUUUGGGCUCCAUCAUCCCGGAAGAAGGUGAAUCGCAAUUGUACUUUGACAUGUACACCGGUCCGGCUUGGCUGUCCGUCAUUUUGGCCAUCAUCAACGUGUUCGUCUUCUUGCCUUGCAUCUUUACCGAGUACAAUAUUGCCAAGGAGGAGGGCGAGUAUCUCGCCGAGCUGGCCGCCAAGAACAACAAGGACAACAACAAGGAGAAACCGGAACUCAAAGAUCCGGAUGUCGUAGGCUUGGUCACGUGCAUCAUUGUUUUCGCUUCCGUCCAAUUCAAUUUCAUCUUCCUCGAAAGCGUUGCCACUCUACUGACCAUGGAAAUGCUCGGCUGGGAUGAACAGAGGGCCAUCGUUAUUGUCGGCAUCGGUUUCGCCGCUGCUGGCCUUUACAGCGGUCUCAUCUUCUCCGUCAUGGCUCCAACAUCUCGCAAGGUGGGCGAACGUAUCGUCAUGAUGGUCGGCAUCAUCUUCCUCCUUUUGGGACCAGUGGCGCUUUACCCGUACAGUGGACCACCUCCUCAGUUCAGGUGUAACGCAACAGAGAGUGAACAUGCAGCGCUAGGGGCCAACUACUUCCCAGAGCUUUUAAUCAGGGAUGGCAUCCACGAUGUGUGGAGCACGUUUGAAGCAACGGCAGAGGAGGCCGAGGGGAAUAGCACUUGCCGACCAGUGCAAUCAUUCAAUGACACGUGUUCAUACAACGCAACAUGUUGCAUCCCCGACGCUGGAUGCCCUAACUGCGACCAGCCGUGGUGUGAGACUUUGCCGGCCAUCACUUCGGGCCAGAUGAUUACUGGAUUUGCGCUCAUUGUCACAGGUUUCCCGAUGGGCGCAUCCAUGGGCAACGCCGUUUUCAGCAAAAUCCUCGGCCCGUUUCCGCAGGGCACCUGGAUGGGUAUUUUAGGUGCGGGCGCUUGUCUGGCUCGUGUGCUGUGCCCCAUUUGCGUGACUAAUUUAUACUCGGCUUACGGAACAUGGUACGCGUUCGGUUUCAUGACGAUAGUCAUGGCCGUCGUUUUGAUCAUCUUCUUCAUCUUCUACAAACGUCUCGUGCCCUACAAAUACGACGACUCCAAUUAGCCAAAAUCAGUUUUGAUCAAAUUUCCUUUUGAUUCGUUUAGUUCUAUUUGUUUGUUUGUUUUUUUCCAAUGUUUUAGGGAAGAACCAAGUUUUGUAUUUGUCAUGGCUCUUGUUGUUCGUCCAACGAUAAACCCUAAAAACGGUAAA